Pelobates fuscus (common spadefoot toad) is the source of this 3316-nucleotide messenger RNA. RefSeq names its product poly(ADP-ribose) glycohydrolase (gene PARG). Gene Ontology annotation, molecular function: poly(ADP-ribose) glycohydrolase activity. Gene Ontology annotation, cellular component: cytoplasm; nucleus. The record is from RefSeq and is a predicted model, not a curated record. NCBI's taxonomy places the organism in Eukaryota, Metazoa, Chordata, Amphibia, Anura, Pelobatidae. The transcript has 18 exons. The coding region runs from base 153 to 2729 and encodes 858 amino acids. Gene Ontology annotation, biological process: regulation of DNA repair; carbohydrate metabolic process; nucleotide-sugar metabolic process.
CGCGACACACUACCGAGUGUCGGAAAAGUGCUGUACUUGUGUUCGUCCCUUUACGGCAGGGGAGUGAAAGCCCCGCGGUUGUUGUGGUUCCGGGUGAGGCUGUGUCAGCCCGGUAUGGAGGAGCUCCUGCAGCCGGCCCCGUGUGAGAAGCGAUGAGCUCGAGUUCCGAGGAGGAGACACAGCUCAGCAAGAGGAUCCGUAUCCAGGCACCGGCGCAGGACUCAGAGGGCCCUGAGCAACACAGGGGCCCCCCGGGGAGCCGGGGCCCCAGCAGCACCACCGUGGGGAACAGAGUUUUCAAGCAGAGGACCCUCCAUUCUUGGUUGGGAAAACAAAGGAAUCGAUCGGACGAGUUUAACAGGUGUCCACUUAAACGUAAUCACAGUCGUACAGUUACCAAGAUGAGCUCGGAUGGGAAAGGCAGCAUCUGUGACCAGAGCAAAAAUCGCCAGGAGAACCUACCCCAGCAGAAGCCAGAGUGUGAAAACCAGUGUCUGACCUCUUGUCUAAGAACCCAAGAUGAAGACCUGAGCUUAAACAACAAAGAAGACCUUGAUAAUAAGGAUAAGCAUUCAGAAAACAAACUAGACACAGAAAGAAAUUUGAUGUUAGGAACAGAGUGUAUUUCCAGUAAUGUUCAAGCCAGCAACCUUUUAUCUCCCACUUCUCUAAGCCCAGAAAGGAAUAUUGUCCAUUGUGUACCAGAGAGCCCCCUUUCAGAUGUUGGCUGUGAAGAUUCUGGAGCCAGCCUUCAAGAUACAGAAACCUAUGAUUAUGAACCUGUACACACUCCUGUGGAGCGAGAAAGUGAGUCCGAAUCCUCCAUGGAAGUGGACAAGAAAAGCAACCAGGGCUCAGAAGAAGAACUGGAAGAGAUUGUUGAAAUGCCAAAGCCAGAAAGCCAAAGCUGUGUUAAUUUAGAUAAGCCCUGCUCAGUUGACUCUGAUUCCCCUUGUGAAACAGAGUUCUGGAAAAGCAUUUCAGAAGGAGGACAGGAAUGUGAAGUCUCCACCCCCUCUGUGGCAGCACGUGGCAAUGCUAAUGUCCUCUCACGUGAACCUGGAGCAAAGCAUUCUGUGAAGAAAAGACUCGGUGUUAUUGAAAGUCACUUACGUGAUGGAAAUCGCAAAGGCCAGGAGAGAAGGAAAGAUUUGCACGAAGAGCCUCAAAAUGUUUCUUCUGAACACUUAUCAUCUACCGAGACAUGGCUCGGGACUCCACUAGAGGACAUGAAGAGGAUGCCAGUAUGUGGCAUCCGGCUGCCACUUCUUAGACAUUCUAGUGGCCACACUGUAACUGUGCGGUAUGACCGAUUGCAAGAGGAUGCUGCACCCCAGCCAUAUCCACCGCGUUACAAGGGCCAGUGGGACCAUAACUUUGUUAGAAUGCCAUUUCUUAGCAGCAAAGAGUCCUACAACCCCAAGAAUGGCGAAUGGUCAUCUGGGAGUCGAUGGAGUUCGAUCGGCCGAUUACUUGGUAGCAAAUUUGAAAGCCCAAAUCAGCUAAAGGACGCAAUUCUAAAAUACAGUGAGUCAUUUACAAGGAACUCUGACUUUACUGCUUGGUUUGACUUCUGUCAGAAGUGUCUGAGUGAAGACGAAUACUCUCAACUCUUCAAAACCAUUCUUCCUAAAAUGGCUGCGUUGGCUCUUGAACUCCCAAAUAUCUGCACCCAGCCUAUUCCGUUGCUGAGGAAGGGAAUGAAUCAUUCAAUCACAAUGUCUCAGAAACAGAUCUCUUGCCUGCUGGCCAAUGCUUUCUUCUGCACAUUUGUACCACAUUCCAAGAGAACUGGUCAUUCUAGCUACCCAGAUAUCAACUUCAACAGAUUGUUCGAAGGAAAAAAUCCCAAAAAGGCUGAGAAGUUGAAAACCCUCUUCUGCUACUUUAGAAGGGUUACACAUAAAAGUCCCACUGGGCUAGUGACAUUCACAAGGCAGUGUCUUGACAGCUUUCCUCAAUGGGACAGAUCUUCUAAGAAGUUGACUAAGAUACAUGUUACUUGCAAAGGUACCAUCGAAGGAAAUGGCCACGGGAUGCUACAGGUGGACUUUGCCAACCGUUAUGUUGGAGGAGGUGUUACUGGCUCAGGUCUUGUUCAAGAAGAAAUACGCUUCAUCAUCAACCCUGAAUUGAUAAUCUCACGCCUCUUUACUGAAUCAUUGGACGCCAAUGAAUGCCUUAUUAUUACAGGCACCGAGCAAUACAGUGAGUAUAGCGGAUAUGCUGAAACCUACAAGUGGGGAGGAAGCCACGAGGAUGAGGCGCCACGAGAUGAUUGGGAAAGACGGACUACAGAAAUUGUGGCCAUUGAUGCGUUACACUUCAGGAGCCAUAUCGAACAGUUUGCCCCAGAGAAGAUAACCCGAGAGUUAAAUAAGGCCUACUGUGGAUUUUUCCGAGCAGAUAUCCCACCAGAGAAUUUAUCUGCAGUGGCUACUGGAAACUGGGGUUGUGGUGCAUUUGGAGGCGAUCCCAGAUUAAAAGCCUUAAUACAGCUCCUGGCAGCCGCUGAAGCAGGACGAGACUUGGUGUACUUCACUUUUGCAGACCAGGUGCUUAUGAGGGACAUUUACAAAAUGUAUAACUUCCUUACAACAGAAAACAAAACAGUUGGCGAUAUAUUCCAUCUACUAAUGCGUUAUUCCUCUGAAGUAUGCAAGAACUGUUCUACUCAAAAACCAGAUAUAAAACUUUACGACUUUAUAUAUAAAGCCUUAAAAGCUUAAAGCAUUUUGGGAAGAUUCUUCUACUGACAUGAAAGCAAAAGACAAUUAUAUUUGCUUCUCUCCACCGCAAAGAUCUGUUUAAAUUUUGAUGUAUAACAAUUGGGUAACUAGAAGCUGUUUAUAAGCAGUGAUUUUAGUCCCAGAAUCAAAGGUAACAUUUUAUAAUUUUUAGGACUGUUUGUAUUAUUAUUAUUAUUAUUAUUUUUUUUUUUAUUUUAUUUUUUUUUUUUAUUCUGUCCUCUUGACAAAAGUAUUUUUUCAUAUUUUUUCCUGGUUUAUUGCAGAGUUAAUAAUUAUUUUAUUAGAUUUACAGGGACAAAUCAUAUGUGCCACACCUACUUCUGUAUAUCCAUAUUGUUAUGUUUGGAGUUACUACUGUUUUAUAAAACAAAAUAUAACCAGCGGUUCAAUACUCUUGGCUGCAUUUAUUGCAGAGGAGAUGGCGGUGCUUUUCUUCUGCGAUAAAACAUCUGGCCGGAUUUGCACAUGUAUGGUGUUAAAGGAAAAUAAAAAAUGCACCAUUUAACUGUUCUGCAUCAUCAUCAUCAUAAUAAUAAUAAAAGAAACUGCUUCUGUAAUGUAUACAA